Messenger RNA from Hyaloscypha bicolor E, 1125 nucleotides. RefSeq lists its product as uncharacterized. Gene Ontology annotation, biological process: lipid metabolic process. The record is from RefSeq and is a predicted model, not a curated record. The transcript has 2 exons. Gene Ontology annotation, molecular function: phosphoric diester hydrolase activity. Lineage: Eukaryota; Fungi; Ascomycota; Leotiomycetes; Helotiales; Hyaloscyphaceae. Bases 1 to 1125 code for a protein of 374 amino acids.
AUGUUUCCCAAAGAAAGCUUGUGGAGCUGCGUUGCACUCAGUUUGGGACGCAAUGACGAUCUCAGGAUGAAUCAAGUCCAGGUCAUCGGCACUCAUAACAGCUAUCACAUCGAAACAACUUACGCGGAGCGAAAAGUUCUCGAAUCGGCCGUGGGAUUGACGACAGCUCAGAACCUCUACUACUCACACCCCUCAAUCUCCGACCAAUUCACGUACCAGUCGGUUCGCGGCCUUGAAAUCGAUCUUUGGGCCGAUUCCACAGGAGGGAUGUACGCCACGCCCUUGGGUCGCAAGUUACCCAACCUUCCUUAUCCCACGGAGAAAGAAUGGCUACUUCCGGGAACCAAAGUUCUCCACGUCGCCGACUUCGACAUUAAUGCAAACUGCCACACGCUCAUCAACUGCCUCGAACAAAUCAAGGCAUGGUCCAAAGCAAACAAAGGUCAUACUCUCAUCCCGAUAAUGCUAGAGUUCAAAAUCCCCGAUGCAUCCCUGAUCGCUCUUGGUGGUGCACUUGGCGAAGCCUGGGACACAACGAACCUCGAGACAGUUGAUGCUGAAAUCCGUUCUGUCUUCAAAGAAAGCGAUAUGAUCACCCCAGACGACGUCCGCAAGAAGGGACUUACGCUGGAACAAUCCGUUCUUAAGCACGGUUGGCUAUCUCACCAAGAUGCAAAGAACAAGGUCAUGUUCUUGAUGGACAAUGAUCCCGUCGCCGGCCUGAUCCGCAACCCGUACCGCGCAAACGGUCACGAAAACCUCGAACACCGUGUCAUCUUCACGAACUCCAUCCCUGGAGAACCGGAUGCUGCCUUCCUGAAGCGGAAUGACCCGCGAGGUGAUAACUUGGCGAUUAUUCGGGAUUUGGUGAGGAAGGGAUAUUUUGUGAGAACGAGGAGCGAUGAGCCGAUCCAGACUGUGUUGUUGAAUAGUACGGCAAUGAGGGAUGCGGCGAUGGCAAGUGGUGCACAGUUGAUUUCGACGGAUUUUCCGAGCGUGGGGAUGGCGAGCAGGUAUAACAGUUCGUUUGUGGUGAGGUUUGAGGGAGGUGCUACGGUGAGGUGCAAUACGCUGAUAGGUGGGAAUGGCUGUAAGGAGCAGGGUUUGGAGAAGCUCAAGAAUUAA